Messenger RNA from Aspergillus oryzae RIB40, 987 nucleotides. RefSeq names its product putative aldo-keto reductase (YakC). Lineage: Eukaryota; Fungi; Ascomycota; Eurotiomycetes; Eurotiales; Aspergillaceae. The transcript is spliced from 6 exons. The record is from RefSeq and is a predicted model, not a curated record. Gene Ontology annotation, cellular component: cytoplasm. Bases 1 to 987 code for a protein of 328 amino acids.
AUGGUCAAGACACUCCCCUUUGCUGCCAACCUCGAAGUGCCCACCCCAGGCUUUGGGGCAAUGGGUCUCAGCUUCGGUCUGGGUAGCAAUCUAUCACUCGAAGAAGCCGAGCCCGUGCUCCUGAAAGCAAUUGAACUGGGGUGUACAUUCUGGGAUACAGCUGUCGUCUAUCAAGCCGGUGUUAACGAGAAACUUCUCGGUGACUUUAUCCGGAAACAUAACGUCCGUGACAAGGUUUUCAUCGCCUCGAAAUGCGGCUUCAAUGUCUUCGGAGACGGAAGCGUCACCAACUCCGCCGCACACAUUAAGGAGUACAUCGAGGGUACCAUUCAACGACUAGGCUUCACCCCCGAUCUAUACUAUCUGCAUCGGAUUGAUCCCAAAACCCCAUUGGAAGAAUCCAUCCCAGCCCUCGACGAAAUCCGCAAAGCCGGCAAAACCAAAUACAUCGGUCUCUCUGAAUGUUCGGCAGCGACACUCCGUAAAGCCAAUUCCAUCGCCAAAAUCGACGCCAUCCAAGCCGAGUACUCAGCCUUCGAAACCCUCCACGAAACAGACGGUCUUAUCGAUACAGCCCGAGAACUCAACAUAGCUUACGUGGCUUACAGUCCCCUAGGUCAUGGGUGGCUGGUUGAUAACUUCCCAUAUAAGACCCCGGAUGACUUUGCGCCGGAUGAUUUCCGUCGUAAAAGUCCCAAAUUCCAAGGCGAAAACUUCUACAAAAACCGCGCAAUCGUAGACGAAAUCAAGAAACUCGCUGCUCGGAAGGGCUGCGCCAUUAGUCAAAUUGCGCUGGCCUGGGUUGCUGCGCAAGGAUUCAUCGCUAUCCCCGGAACGACGAAGGCUGGUCGAUUGGAGGAGAACUGGGCUUCGAGGGAGAUUGAGUUGACGGAGGAGGAGAAGUUGGAGAUGAGGAGGAUUAUUGAUGCUGCGAAGCCGCAUGGGAAUCGGUAUGGGCCUGCGCAUCAGGCUAUGGUUGGGCAUUAG